Messenger RNA from Symbiodinium necroappetens, 918 nucleotides. Lineage: Eukaryota; Dinophyceae; Suessiales; Symbiodiniaceae. The record is from the annotation of a GenBank genome assembly.
AUGUCAGAGAGUGGCACGAUGCAGAUCGGAGGGGUGCCCAGGCAUCCCAACGUCGUUUCCCUGCCCAUGCGCACGAACACGAAGUUCGGCUGGCGCCCAGACAUGCCAGACCAUCGCGACCUCCACUUGACCUUUGGCAAGGUCGAUGCUCCUAGCCAGAUCAAGAAGAAGGCCGAGGGAGCGAAAGAGAUCAUUGACCUGCGACCCAUGAACGGUGGCUUCCCCAUCUUCGAUCAGGGACAUCUCGGCAGCUGCACAGCAAACGCUUUGGCAGCAGCCUUCCACUUCACCCUCCACAAGAUGCAGGUGGAGAACCACAAGGAUUUCGCAGACUUCACCCCCAGCCGUCUGUUCAUCUACUACAACGAACGACUCGUCGAGGGCAGCGUGAACCAGGAUGCUGGUGCCAUGCUCCGCGAUGGCAUCAAGACGAUGUCCAAGGUCGGCGUUUGCCCAGAGAGCGUCUGGAAGUAUGAUGACCAGCAUGAUUUCUUCAAGCAGCAGCCCAAUGACAAAGCCUACGAGCUUGCACAGAAGUGCAAAGUCAUCGGCUAUGCGCGCGUGGCACAGGACUUGAGUCAGUUCAAGAUGUGCAUCAAGAGCGGCUACCCCUUCGUCUUCGGCUUUGCCGUCCUGACAAGCUUCCAGACAGCGGAGGUUGCCCGGACCGGCAAGAUGGUGAUGCCCCAGGCAACCGACCAGCAGCUGGGCGGCCAUGCCGUGUGCGCUGUAGGCUACGACGACUUCCAGCAGUGCUUCAUCGUCCGCAACUCCUGGGGAGAAGCGUGGGGCGACAAGGGCUACUUCUACAUGCCGUACGAGUACAUCUGCCACCCUGCGCUCGCCCACGACUUCUGGGCCAUCAACUGGGUCGACGGCUUCAAGAAUGCGAGCACCAAGAAUCCGAUCAAGAAGUGA